AUGCACCACUUUUUUAUCAAUUUAUUACUCUUACCGCUGAUUAAAGAAUCAGAGCCGCCAUUAAAAGCUUAUGAAGCCUCUUUGUCUUUUUCCUCCUCUUUCUCUCAGGAGGUUUUUUUUCUAUCUUUAUUUUCUCCUACUUUUUUUUUCUUUCUACUCGUCUUUCUCUCAUCUGGUUUUAUUUUUUAUUAUUUUUUUUCUGUCACUUGGCUUCUUUUUCUUUCUACUCAUCAUCUUUUAAGUGUUUUUUUUUUUUUUUUUUUUUUUUCUGUUUCGUGUAUUCUUUUUCUUUCUUUUUUCCUUUUCUUUCACGUGUUUUAUUUUCUUUCUACUCGUCUUUCUCUCACAAGUCUUUUUCUUCUAUCUCUGAGCACUGUUUUUUCUCUUGUUUCUUAUUUCUUGACAUUUGCUUUCUUUUUUUUCUUUCUACUCAUCUUUCUUUCAUCUGAUUUUUUUUCUUCUUUCUUAUUUUCUGUGUUUUUUUUUUUUUUUCCUUUCUUAUUUUCUGUCACUUGUUUUAUUUUUUUUCUACUCGUCUUUCUUUCGGGUGAUUUUUUUUCCUAUUUUCUUUCACGUGCUUUCUUUUUUCUGUCAUUUUUUUUCUUUUUCUUUCUAAUUGCUUUUCAUUCACGUGUUUUAUUUUUCGUUCCACUUGUUUUUUCUUCUACAUCUUUUCUUUUAUCUUUCUUCUCAUUUUUCUUUCGCGUCGUUUUUUUUUUUUUUUUUUUUGGUUUCACGUAUUUUCUUUUUCUUUUUAUUUCCUUGUCUUUCACGCGUUUUUCAUUCUUUUUAUUUUCUUUGUUUCCACGUAUUGUCUUUCUUUUUUUUACAUUUUUUUCACAUGUUUUCUGUUUUUUUUUUUUCUACUUGUUUAUCUUCACUGUCUUUUUUUUCUUUCUUCUCGUUUUUCUUUCGCAUCUUUUUUCUUUCUUUUUUCACGUCUUUUCUUUUUCUUUCUGUUUGCUUUUCUUUCCCUUGUUUUCUUUUUUCUUUUUCUUUGUUUUUCUUAUGGAUUUUUCUUCUUUUUUCUUUCCCUCGUUUUUCCUUUCUUUUUAUUUACUUAUCUUUCAAUUAUUUUCUUUUUCUUUCUGCUUGUUGUUUUCUUUUUCUUUCGGUACUUUUUCUUCCUUUUUUAAAAAUCUUUCUUAUUUUUUAGACUUUUUCUAUCCUUUUUAUUUACAUAAUUUAUGUCGGUUCUUCUUGUUCUGCUCUUUUCUCUCUCAUUUUCAUUCUUUGCCCGACAAAAUUUGCUUUUUUUUCUCUUUUUUCCUUCUUUUUAAGUUUUCGUUUUUUUUAAUUUCUUUGCUAGUCUCUUAUAUGAUUUCCUCUUUUUCUAUUUUUCCUUCAUUUCUUUUUAGCUGA
Acanthosepion pharaonis is the source of this 1362-nucleotide messenger RNA. NCBI's taxonomy places the organism in Eukaryota, Metazoa, Mollusca, Cephalopoda, Sepiida, Sepiidae. The record is from the annotation of a GenBank genome assembly.